Messenger RNA from Gastrolobium bilobum, 1447 nucleotides. RefSeq names its product hypersensitive-induced response protein 1-like. The record is from RefSeq and is a predicted model, not a curated record. The transcript has 6 exons. Bases 296 to 1156 code for a protein of 286 amino acids. NCBI's taxonomy places the organism in Eukaryota, Viridiplantae, Streptophyta, Magnoliopsida, Fabales, Fabaceae.
CCUCUCUCAGCAUUUUAUAUCUUCAUUAUUUAUUAUGCAUAUAGUUUAUUGAAAGGAAAAAAAAAAAAAAACACACGUAUUUUUAUGUAUUAUUACUCAAAAAGGAAUCUAAACAUAAUUUCCGAUUAAUCCAACGGCUCAUACUUGUCCCAAUCCUCUUCUUCGUUCCCCUUCUUCUCAUUGUGAAUAAACGACAGCGUUUUGGUGCUUAAUUUUCCACUUCUCCCUCGUCGCUGGCUCCGUCGUCUCCUCAGCCUUCAGCCUCCGCGAGAACGAAUCAGUGCAGAAUUGAAGGAUGGGUCAAGCAUUAGGUUGCUAUCAAGUGGAUCAGUCAAAUGUGGCUAUAAAGGAGCAAUUUGGAAAAUUUGUUGAUGUUCUAGAACCUGGAUGUCAUUGCUUGCCUUGGUGUUUUGGGUACCAGAUUGCUGGUGGGUUAUCACUGCGUGUGCAGCAACUUGAUGUUCGAUGUGAGACCAAAACCAAGGAUAAUGUCUUUGUCACUGUGGUUGCGUCUGUGCAAUACCGUGCUGUGGCUGAGAAAGCAUCUGAUGCCUUCUAUAGGCUCACCAACACAAGGGAACAGAUCCAAUCAUAUGUUUUUGAUGUUAUCAGGGCCAGUGUGCCAAAGUUGGAAUUGGAUUCUGUCUUUGAGCAGAAGAAUGAUAUAGCAAAGAUUGUUGAAGAGGAGCUUGAGAAGGCCAUGUCAAAUUAUGGCUUUGAGAUAGUCCAGACCCUCAUUGUUGAUAUAGAGCCUGAUGUUAAUGUCAAGAGAGCAAUGAACGAGAUCAAUGCAGCUGCUAGAAUGAGGUUGGCUGCAAACGAGAAGGCUGAAGCUGAAAAAAUACUGCAGAUAAAGAAAGCUGAGGGAGAAGCAGAGUCCAAGUAUCUGUCGGGACUCGGUAUAGCUCGCCAACGUCAGGCCAUUGUGGAUGGGCUGAGAGACAGUGUGCUUGCAUUCUCUGAGAAUGUACCUGGGACAUCAGCUAAAGAUGUCAUGGACAUGGUGCUGGUGACUCAAUACUUUGACACUAUGAAGGAGAUUGGAGCGUCUUCAAAGUCCUCAUCUGUGUUCAUACCACAUGGCCCUGGUGCAGUGAAGGACAUAGCUGUUCAGAUCCGGGAUGGUCUCCUUCAGGCCAAUGCUUCACACAUAUAAAUUCAGUUUUCCUGGAGCUGUAUAUAACAAAUAGUGUGUGCAUGUCAGGUUUUGCUAUUUUCUGUUGAAUUGUUGAUUAUGGAUCAGGGAAAUGCUUCUUUCUGUUUGAAUGCUGUGUGUUUUUACUCUUCUUAUAUUGAAGAGAUGAAUAGCAAUAUAUCUAGUUUUAUAUCCCAGGUGCCAAUGUAUAAUUGUGAAAUGCUAGCUUCAAAUUUCUUGCAUUUAUUACUCUGCACUAUACAGGUUUAUGAGUUUUAGGGUUCACCCUUGACCUCAUGUUGAACUCAAAAU